This is a messenger RNA of Aspergillus niger, 1575 nucleotides long. RefSeq lists its product as uncharacterized. The transcript has 3 exons. Gene Ontology annotation, cellular component: nucleus. The record is from RefSeq and is a predicted model, not a curated record. Gene Ontology annotation, biological process: positive regulation of transcription by RNA polymerase II. Gene Ontology annotation, molecular function: zinc ion binding; DNA-binding transcription factor activity, RNA polymerase II-specific; transcription cis-regulatory region binding. Lineage: Eukaryota; Fungi; Ascomycota; Eurotiomycetes; Eurotiales; Aspergillaceae. The coding region runs from base 1 to 1575 and encodes 524 amino acids.
AUGUUCAGAUCAUGCUAUACUUGCCGGCGUAGGCAUGUUGAAUGCCAAAUGACCCAUCCGCCUUGUAAGAAGUGUCAAAAGGCAGGGCUAGAGUGCCUUCAAAAAAGACCCCUCCGUUGGGUCGAUGGGCCGGCUUUCCGGAAUAGAGCGCGAACUUCACAAGCUCACCAAAGAGAUAAAUCCAACACCCUCAACAAAGGUGAUUACGGGGAAUCUUGUCUCUAUGAAUCUAGGCUGGCAGAAUCAACAUUGGAGGCCACAAACGCUGUGGAAAGGAAAGGACAGUCGGCCAUUUCGCACAAGGGAGACCACAUCAGCAUCCACAUAAGCAUUCCGCCAAGUUUGAAGGAUCCUUCCUUUGACGCCCUGGAUGAUGCAUCCAUGUAUUACUUGAAUUAUUACAGCAAAUGUGUGUGCAAGUUGUUUGUCAUGUUCGACAGCCAGCGAAACCCUUUGAGACAACUUAUUCCGGCAGCGUUGGCUAAUCCAGCCUUGACUGCCUCUGUGAUGGCCCUCUCAGCUCGGCACAUGGCAAAUGGCCAGCAAAUACAAUGUCAGGGGCAGGACGAAGACCACGCGACGCGCUUCAAGGCACAUACUGAUGGCUUAAUGUACAAACAAAAGGCCAUAUGCGGGCUGAUCCAGGCGCUCAAUGAUCCAAUAUCGAGGUCGAGAGAUGUCCUUAUUCUGAGCGCGUUUAUAUUGAUUUUCCUCGAUCUUUUAGAGUCGGGGCGAGACCAGUGGAAAUCCCACCUAGGGGGCAUCAAAAAACUUGUUAGUGGCAUGCAUACUGCGGAGACUUCUCGGCAUUUAGAAGCAACUAUUGAAGGCACGCGGGAAUUUAUAAUGGGGCAGAUUUACCUGAUCGAAACACUUGGUGCCACAUUUGGCGGUCGCGAACUAUUGUCUGGGGCGGAUAUUUCGCCCCAACAAGCUGCACCGCUGCAGAUGAGCAUCGACAGGGCUUAUAUCGGUUGCCCUGAGUACCUUCUAUAUGCCGUUCGCUUCUUUUCAAAAGCUAGGGACCGCUUAGCUGAUCCGAGGCACCUUGAUACGCCUGAGACCUAUUCUUUCCUCCAGUCAGUCACAAGUAUGCUCGAUUCUACCAUGAGCUUUGAUUGCCACAAUUGGGUGACCGAGACCCUGCGAGCCUCAUCCACCACUUCAACAACGCGAAAUAUACAGUCUCUCGAACAUUUAGCCCAGGCAUAUAAAUCUGCAACUCUAAUCUACGGUUGGCGGGUCUGUGAUCGGCUUACUGGAAAUGAAACCCCCUUGGAUGACCUGGUAAAAGCGCUGGUCGUAGAGGCUGAAACACUGAGGAGGGAUGAAGCGCUAUUCAAAUGCAUACUAUGGCCUCUUUUUAUUGCGGGGCUGGAGUCCCAAGAGCAAUCCCAAAAGAGCCACAUCAGGAAUUGUCUGGAGAGCUUUUGGUUUGAGACCAAAUGCAUCAAUGUGAUAAAUGCGGUAACAAUACUCGAAAGGUUCUGGGUGGACCCAUCGAACGUGGAAGACGACUCAAGCAGCUGGGUUUUCCGCAUGGGCCAGCUAGAAGGCGAUUGGCUAUUAAUCUAA